GCUCGCGCAAAAAAGUGUCUCUACCUACGACACCCAUGGCAUCGAUUAGUGCCUUUGAAAUCAAGCACGCCCAAGCCGAUCGCGUGCGGAAGAAACUGCGUAGGGUUCACAGCCGUUUAGCCGAGCUGCUUGCACAGGCUCCCAAACGCACCGUAGCGGAGCAAAAAGAUUUUUUACGUGAGAUUAGUGGCAUUCUCGCGAGGCUACCCACCGACAACACUGAUGUUGUCGUCUCCGCACGGACCUUUCUCUGCUCUAGCGUUUUUCGCUUGGGAAGUACGCUGAACAAGGAGGACCUCUUGAGCGAGUUCAUUCCUCCAGCCCUGAACAAUCGCAUGCGCGAGAUGAUACUCGAAAAUGCGCGCAAUAUUCGCCAGCGCGACCUCGAAGGCGAGUUUGAGAACAAAAUGACAAAGCUUGCCUCCCUCGUAGAUGAUCUGCGCGGAUUUGGAGUCAGCGACGAGGAACUAGACGCUGUUGUUACUUCGUACGAAGAUAUAGACGGCGUGUCAGACGCGGAUCCCGCGCAGGGCCAAAACGACGCUGAUCAUCAGAGGGACUUGGACGCUAUGCGGGAUGAUGAUCACAAUCUCGCGGACGUCGAAGACGGCCGGACAGCUUCUACAGGGCUUCAGAAAUCUCCUUCUGUGCUGCCGGUGGGGCGUCUCGGAGAACACGUGGACACCAGAGGCGGUCUUGACGAUCAUAUGGAUAUCGACGUCGCGCACGACGAUAUGGACAGGCCGAUGAAUCUCGAAGACGAUCCGCAAGCCUCUACACAACCACCAGUCGACUCGUUCAGCAACUCCGACAGACACAAUACCUGAGGUGUCGAAAGGUCGUGGUCGUGGUCGCGGCGGUGCUCACGGAAGUGAGCAUGACCGGGAUGACCGUUCCGACUCCCCCGAUUCUUCCAACGCACUGUUAGCUGCGAGAUCUCCUAGCCCAGAGGCGAUAAAAGGGCACCCAGGUGACAAUUCCAUCUCCUUUGUGCUCGAUGAAAUGGU
This is a messenger RNA of Phanerochaete carnosa HHB-10118-sp, 1007 nucleotides long. RefSeq lists its product as uncharacterized. The transcript is spliced from 2 exons. The record is from RefSeq and is a predicted model, not a curated record. Bases 36 to 827 code for a protein of 263 amino acids. Lineage: Eukaryota; Fungi; Basidiomycota; Agaricomycetes; Polyporales; Phanerochaetaceae.